Messenger RNA from Paramecium tetraurelia, 1071 nucleotides. RefSeq lists its product as uncharacterized. The transcript has 6 exons. NCBI's taxonomy places the organism in Eukaryota, Ciliophora, Oligohymenophorea, Peniculida, Parameciidae. The record is from RefSeq and is a predicted model, not a curated record.
AUGUUAGAUCGAAGAAGUUAGAGUCCAAUAGCCACAAGUCAAAGAAUGGGAACUGCAAGAGCCAUUUUCGAUACAGGUCCUGAGCCAGAACCCACAAAGAGACUAACCAGGUCAAUAAGAAAUACUAGUACCGAACAAAAAUAAGCUGAACAAAAAUAAAUGCUUUUUUAAUAUGGAGGAGUGUCAUCCCUGGACAUGAAUUCCCCCAAUGUCCACCAGUACCCAAAUUAACAAGCAAACUAUCAAUCAUCAGAGAUGGACACCUACAGGACCAGCUAAGUCCAUAAGCCAAUAGAAGUGAAUGCAUAACCGACUUCAUAAUUUAAUUACUAAAGUAUCGAUUAUUAAAAACCACAGACCGGAUCAUUUAUAUAGACAGCAUAUAUCAACAAAUUUUAAGAACCCUAAGGUAGUGUGAAGAACUACUAGAGCAAAACAACUUAUGAAGUUCCUAAGUCUGACCCAAAAUAUCAGAUGUACGAUUUUGAUAAAAUGGCAAAAUAAGAAAAACCGAAAGUUUAUGAGAAAUUUGAACCUUACAAGUUUGAACCACUUAAAUAUGAGCAAUUCGAAAAAAUAAGGGAUGUUCAAUCUUCACAGAGAUCAAUACCAUAACCUAAUAUUUCAAUCAUAUAAACUUCAAACAAUCCAUUUCCUCAAGACCGAAUUACUUUGGAUACUUAAUUUAACAGAUCGAGUAUGAACUUGCCUUCAGAGUAAGUAAGUCUGAGUAAAUAAAAAAUCAAUGAAUCCUUCCGACAAUAGGAAAUUGUGAUUUAAAAUUAAAAGCCCUCUGAGCAGAUAUUAUAUAAAUCCAACUAUAAGGUACCCUCUGAACGUGAAGAAUCUGUUAAGAUGGAAUACAGACCUACUACUCCAGUUCAGACUCAAUCAUAAUAACAAUAGUCUAUAGCAAAAUAGUCUGAUGAUCAUCUCUAUAGACAAGAACCAAUUGAAAUCAACUUCAAACCCAGUUAUGGCGAACCAUAGAGGAAAUAUGAAGAUGAGUAUGCCAUUGUAGAAAACGAGGCAAAUGAACAUGAAUUCAAUGCAGGAUGUCUAAUCUUUUGA